Molecule: messenger RNA, 5076 nt
Organism: Tetrapisispora phaffii CBS 4417
Lineage: Eukaryota; Fungi; Ascomycota; Saccharomycetes; Saccharomycetales; Saccharomycetaceae
Gene: APC1
Product: anaphase promoting complex subunit 1
Exons: 1
Coding region: 1-5076 (1691 amino acids)
Biological process (GO): protein K11-linked ubiquitination; metaphase/anaphase transition of mitotic cell cycle; anaphase-promoting complex-dependent catabolic process
Cellular component (GO): anaphase-promoting complex
Molecular function (GO): molecular adaptor activity
Source: RefSeq, a predicted model, not a curated record
AUGUACGCAAGAGAUUGUUUACAGAAACAAUAUUAUAAUGAUACAAACACAAGUCCUCCUAAUGAUAGAGGAGAAGUAUGGAUAUCUCCUUCACGUUUAGUGGUAGAAUGGUAUAUGAAAGAUGUAUUGAUUAGAAGAUUCAAUUUCACACAACAGGUUAUAAAAGCAGGCUUGAUCGAUUUCGCAGAUUCAAAAAAUUGUAUCGUCAUCAUAGUUAGUGAUCUGGCACAUGUUUACGAUUUGAAAGAUGGUAAUUCAAAGAGUGUUAGCUUCCCAUUCCCGAUAAUUACUGCAUUCUGGUAUCACUAUGGUGUAGUACUACAGAAACAAGAUAAUGAUGUUUUAUCACAAGUGAACUGUGAUAAUACUAAUAUUAUUUCAAAAAAUAUAGAUGGUAGUGAGAGUAAUCUAAAUAAAUAUAUCACAUUGACAGAUCCUAUGUGUCCAUUUGGAUUGAUUACAUUUACAACUAAUGAUGCGUUCAAUAACAUAUUAGAUCCAAAUGAUAUUGAUCUAAUAUUGACUCCCCAAGAUUUAGAAAAUAAGAUCUCAGUAGCAUAUGACAGGAAUUCCAAGGAAGUAGUGUUUUUCUAUUCGAAAGUAUUAGAUGCCAAACAAUCAGACAUUCCAUUAAGUAAUAACAUGGAUAGACUAUACAAUCAAAACUAUAACGCACAGCACACAGGAAUCAGCAGCACAUUAAAAAGACAAACUUCAACGAGUAGAAGGCAAUUAUCAACCUAUUUAUCAAAAACGGAAGAUGCCCCUCAUUCAAAGUUGUUGAUUAAUAAUAAUAACAACAAUAAUAAUGAUAAUAAUAAUCAUGUCAAUGCGCAUCUUGGAAAGUACAAACAAAAUUUUGCACUCGAUUCUCCAGUUAUUUUACCAAACAAUGCACAUAGGAGUUUGUCAGCAACAUUUGAUAGAAUGACAAACAUAAACAAUCCGCCGUCCAUCGACUUUGCUCCUUCAACUGGUUCACAUUUGCAACCUGAGUAUCUAUCUCAAGAUAUAUCUUUGAAGGAUACUAUUUUAACUAAAAUAUCCUCCUUACAAUUACCAAAUAAUAUAAUUGAUGAUAAAAAAAAUACUCAAUUCAUACCUUUAAAAUUCGAAGAUAUGGAAGCGAUAGUGAUAUUUAAUCAAAAAUAUCAAUAUAUGAAACUAUGGUUAAUAAAAUUGGAUUCUAAAUUCUUGGAUUCUAUUCAGUUUAAAAUACCUGAGUUGCAUGUUGAUAAAUCAAUAAAUUUCAUUGACAUUCAUAUGGACCAUCCGGUGGACUCUAUAUUGCCUUAUCAUAAUAACAAUAUACCUGGAAGCAUUAUAUUAACAUAUGAUCAUGAAAGUAUCAUUACCAUUUAUAAUCCAUUUUUAAAUAAUGUGUGGUCGUCAAUUAAGACUGAUAUGCAUUCUAUUCCAAAACUUUCGACUUUAUGCUAUAUUUCUUCUGAAGAAAUGAUAUUUGAUAAGUUUCAAUUUCCAAAUAAUGAGAAACAAAAUUUUAACACACAAUCACUGUUCCCAUAUCCACAGAAAAGUUCUGUAAAAGCAUGCUUCAGUGCACUUCAAUUAAUAUUUCCAAUUGACAUCUUCAUUGCAUUUGUCUUUUUAUGGCAGGAAAUAUACUUUCAUAUCUCCACUGAUAAGACAUACAAAACACAAAAUUUAGAGUUUGAUGCAUUUUUCAUGAUUUAUAAAAUUCUUCUGGAGCAGGAUAGUAUGGUAACUACUCACAAUUAUUUAUCUUCGAACUCUCUACAGUAUUUGGGUAAUAGUGAUAUAUCUACUAUAUUACCAAAUUCAAUUUUAGGUCUACAUUUAGUAAGAGAAGAACAGAAUUUAAAUAUUUUAUAUAAAAAAGAUGUCGAUAAUUUAGCUGACCUCCUCCAUUUGGCAACAAAAGCAUUGAAUUGGCCAUCGACCUGGAAUCAAUAUUAUUUAUCAACUUUAAAUCUUCCUACUGUUAAGGUACUCGAUAAAUAUACAUCAUUUCCCUUAGAUGAGCCACCUUCAAUAUUUAAGUCGAUAUUCAGCAUUACUGAUGGCAGUUAUUUGCCAAUUACACCCUUUAUUAAUUUUUCUAGAUUAAUAGAAAGGGGACACGAAUACGAUGAGAUUAUAACACCAAGAACUUACAAAUUAUUGCACCUUUUUGAAUCACUGCAUAACAACAAUUUCAACUCAGAUAAUAUUUUAAAUUUAUUAAACGAGCUCAAUAUUACAAAAGAAGAAUUAGAAACUUAUCCUUUGGGGAUAAUGACUCCCCUGAAUUAUAUGCUAAAAAACUUAGAAAAUAACCUUUCCAGUAUAGAGGGAACUAUGGAUGUGUCUAUUUUGUCACGAAAUGACUUGAAACAAUGCAGAAGCAUAAUCAACUCUAUACUAAAUAAACAGACAACUCGUCCUGUAGCUGCAAUUACUCAUGACUCAAAGAUGUCAAUUUAUUCAUGUACUGGUAAUGAAAACUCUAAAAAUAUUAAAACGUUGUUAACAGAUAUAGUAACUACUGCAACCGAAAAUAAUUCCAAGAACUUAUUACUUGAUAAUAAUGGCGAUGAUAAAGAAACUGACUAUGGUAUAUCUUCACAAGAAAACACUAACUUAAUAUUUUCUCACGAUAGAAGAUUUAACAACGCACUUUCUCUAUUACUUUAUUAUAAACCACAUGCAAUCCCAUUUUAUUCCAAACAAUCGGAGUACAUUAAAAUCAUUAACCAGAAAAAGAUAUUUGCUCAGAUUGUAUUUUUGAGAACUUGUGUAGCUGGUAUUGGACUUGGAGCAAUCGUAUAUGCGUCAGAAAAACCAUUGUCGACGCAAAAAUGGGUAAUUCCUAAAUUAAAUUUUGUAUCAUUAUUUUCGGAUGGUACUAAAGUGUCAUUGGAAAGUUCAGAAGUUAAUAAAGAUGCUCUAAUGUGGGGUGAAUUUCAUGCCGGUGUAAGUUCUGGUCUCAGGAUUUUUAAAAAAGUAAAUAAUAUAAAUGGUAGCUGGAUCUCUUUCAACAAACCAAAAGAACUCGAUUCUCAACAUGGGGGUUUCUUAUUAGGACUAGGCUUAAAUGGGCAUUUGAAAAAUCUAGAAGAAUGGCAUGUUUAUAAUUACUUAAGCCCAAAAAAUACACAUAUAAGUAUUGGGUUAUUAUUAGGUAUGAGCGUGAGUAUGAGAGGCACUAUGGAUGUUAAACUUGUUAAAGUAUUCACAGUCCAUGUAGUAGCCCUUUUACCACAAAGAUCGAAUGACCUAAAUAUUAAUAUUGAAGUGCAAACAGCAGGUCUUGUGGGAAUUGGUUUUCUCUACUUGAAAACCAACAAUACAAAGAUGAGUGGAUUAUUACUAUCUCAAAUUACUUCCAACAUCAAUAUUAACGAUGAGAAUAAACCCAAUGAGGGAUAUAGAAUAGCCGCUGGUAUAGCAUAUGGUCUUGUAAAUCUAAAUGCAGAUGUGGAAUCAAACAAGCAUUCUAAAGAUAAAAAUAUUUCUAUUAAUGAGCAAUACGAUUCUAAAUCGAAACUAGAAGUAACUCAUCAACUACUGAAGUUAAUAACAUCGACGUAUGAAAAGGAACCAAGUUGGAUACCCCAGAAUUCUCAUACUGGAGCAAUUGUUGCUUUAAUGUUUAUACAUUUAAGAAGUAAUGACGCUGAUAUUGCAAUGACAUUAAAACCAUAUAGUAAUAAAUCAAAUCUGAGACCUGAAUAUUUAUUGUAUGUUGAAUGGGCCUAUUAUAUGAUUAUGUGGGAUGAGAUAGAAGAUAAUAUUGGUUUUAUUUUCCAAGAUUUAGAAAUUAAAUUGCAUUCUACGAUAAAUUCCGAUAAUAUGCAAACUUAUUCAAUUAUUUCCGGUAGAAUUUUGGCUAUGGGUAUUAAAUAUGCAUCGACUGGUGAUUUGAAUAUAAAAAGAAUUUUAUUGAAAAUAUUAGACAAAUUUUUGCCAUUUUAUCAAUAUCCUGGCAGUACUAAAGUAGAUUUCAAGUUAUCAAUAUCUACAAUAAAUGUCCUAAUAAAUACGAUUUUAGUUACUCUUGGCCUAAUUAUGUGUGGUACAGGUGACCUUCAGGUGUUUCAAAGAAUCAAAUAUUUACAUGAAACGAUUACCGGUAAACACGCUGAUCUAUUUUAUUCUUCUAAAAAAGACCAUAAGGAUAAAGAGGUAGAUAAUGAUAUUUUUGAUAUAACUGCGACUCUGAAUACUAAUGAUGAAGUUCAAGAUGUUCAUCAGGAAACUGCUAAUGGAUCAUCAUCUGAGAACACGUCAGAAAAGGAACGCUUUAAGGAUGACGAAAAUCACUACUCUAAAUAUAUGUGUACAAGUCUAUCAUUGGGGUUCUUAUUUUUAGCCUCUGGACAGUAUGCCAUUAACAUUUCUGAUAAUGAAAGUAUUGCAUACUUGAUAAUGUCACUUCUUCCUACCUUUUAUAAACCGUAUUACCUUCAAGAACUAAGACACUUUUGGAGUUUAUCGGUUGAACCUAGAUGUUUAGUUAUCAAGGACAUUGAAAGUAAUCUGCUAAUAAAAGAUCCAGUAAUUGAAAUUGAUAUAUUGACAGAAAACAACGAUAUAAGAAGGAUAAAAAAGAAUAUAAUUCCAUGUCUGCUUCCUGAUCCUAGAAAAAUAACAAUGAUAAAGGUGGAACACCCAAGUUACUACCCACUACAACUUAAUUUUGAUGAGAACGUUACUGUGACUGAAUUUUUAAACGAUGGUCUUGUUAUUAAACUACAAAAAAAAGACCAACAGAAUGAGCUUAAUGUAAUGUCAUCAAAUAUAAAAAGUGAAAAUCUAGUUUCAGAUAUUAACGAGAGGAUAUAUGAUGAUUCAGAAAUGGAUAACAAACAGUCACUACCAACAAAGGUUUCGCAUAUUUUGGAAAAGAACUUGAAUAUUAUCAAUCUAACUAUGUCAGAGUUAAGUAGCAGUUUGAAUGAUAUAGAAAAGAAAGAUGAAGUGUCACAAAUGUUUAACUUUGAAAUUAUGUAUUCAGAUUUAUAUUCGGAUGAUAUUGUUGACUUUGAGUUGGAGAUUUGGAGAAAGAGACAAGAAACUUUGACGCAAACUAAAUUAUCUCAGGAUAACACAUAG